Chiloscyllium plagiosum (whitespotted bambooshark) is the source of this 3570-nucleotide messenger RNA. RefSeq lists its product as uncharacterized. NCBI's taxonomy places the organism in Eukaryota, Metazoa, Chordata, Chondrichthyes, Orectolobiformes, Hemiscylliidae. The record is from RefSeq and is a predicted model, not a curated record.
AUGUCUUUGAAAAUCAGCCACUUGUUUUUCUUUGACCAGGCAAGUUUUAGGAAUUUUAAAAAACCACGGAAGCAGCCAAUUAAAAGAGGUUUUCAAGCAAUUACUCAACCCAAAGGUCAACAAACAAUUAAAGUAGUUCACAGGCCGCAAAAGGCCAAAAGGUCUUUGACAGCCUCAGCAGUUUCUUCUGAGAAAAAGGAGGAUGGUACUCAGGCCCGUGACCGGCUCAGCUCAGGAGCCAACGUGCUCAAUGCCUUCACUUCCCUGUUCGCAGACGAAGUUGAGCACAUGCAGUAUUUUGAGAAAAUGAAAGCUGCCGCUCCUUCUCUGUUGAAUGAGAUUGAUGCAAUGAUUCUUCACUGCAAGAUUGCUGGAAUCCCCUUCCCCCGGGGCCUGGAAAACAUCCUGAACUACAGCUGGAAUGAUCUCAUCAAGGAUGUGUCCUACAACAAGAAGCGGUGGCCGACAGCAGUGUGUAAGGCCACCUGUGUGCCCAGGAAGCCUAAUCAGAAGCUGAGCCAGACCAGUGGCAGUAUAGUAUCGACCAACAGCAUGGCUAUCAGCAGUACACCCAGAAGCAGAUCUGUGGCCAUAUCAGAGGAUCAGAAAGAGAAACCAAGAAUCAAGAUGGAUCAGAGACUGGGUUCAGCCAGCACUGUCAAAGAAGUGAAGAAAGCAAAAAAAGCUCAGGAACAUGAUACAUCUAGCAAAUCGAGCCCUUUACAUGGGUACACAAUAAAUUUCUCAAUCUCAUCGAAAGUCUACCUGGAUCAAGGGUGGAUUACUAAAACAUAUGAUGAAACCAUUGCAAAACUGAACUGGAGGGAGAUAUACACCCUGAUGUUGGAGAAACUUCAAGCUGAAAAUGCAAAGAUCAAUUUUGAAAAGGCAAUGAUGAUGAAAUAUGGAUUUGACAAGCCAGUGAUUCUGCUGCAUUAUGAAGAGGCCAAAAUCGAACCGAGGUUCAGGAAAUACUUGGCAAUGCCAGAGAUGCCACUUGUAAAGGAUGGGAAACCUAUCAUUCCAAAUUUGAAAGUGGAGAACCCUGCAUUAAGUAAGCUGCAUUAUGCAUUGAAUGAUGGGUCGGCCAUCAUUUAUUACCCUUCGGGUAAUAUCGCUGUUUGUCGCAGUCACUCUGGACUCUCCUGCCAAGGGACAUUUUACACCAAUAUCUUCAACGAUUCCACCCUGCAACCUGUUUUACUGGCCAGUUUCACUCCGUUUGGCCACGGAAGUGUUUUCUUAGCCGAUCAGAGGAGAAUCGUGUUGCAGUUCCAUGAGCAGGGUGGCCUGAUGAUCGAUGAAGACAAAACAACACUGAAGAAUUGGCAGUGGCCAAGGAGGGGAAAGCUCCCUGAACCAAUUUGGGUCAAGGUUAACGACUACAUCACCAUCUGGAUUAUUGCACAAUUUUCCAUCCACUUCACCUUCAAAUGGCAGUAUGAGACCAUUCGCUUCCCUCUCUCUCCCUUGUUGAAUGUCAUUGCCCCUCAGCCUGAUGAAUUGAUUUUCAGGAAGCGCUCCACUGUGCAGAGAUCAGCCACUUCUCCACGUGCUGCUCCAGAAAUCACCAUCCAUUACCUGCGGCAGCUACACAGGAAGAUCAAGAACAUUAUCAAUGACUGGAUGGAGUAUUACAGAAUUGAAACUGGUCUCAGUAAAUUUCCAUUCGUCAGGCGUAGCGAGAGUGAGAGGCAUAUCUCCAAAGUUCAACCAAAGAAACAACCGUUCCAACCCUACAUGCCAGCAGGCAAAGGUAUUUCAGCACAGGCAGACUACGCUCGCUUUCUGUCUACUCCCGGCCAGGAACAGAAUAAGUGUGUGCCCAGGAGCUGCACCUUUACCAGGGGUUUGGCUGCAAUGAUCUCCAGAGAAGGUAAUAUCGGCUUAUUGAUGUCUAACAGACAUGGGUCUUCAACACGUGCUGAUAUCAAACAGGGGCAUCACUUUCCUAAGGUUCCUAAGGAGGAUAAGGAGUGGCUGCUGUCGCCCAGUCUGUGUCCAGUUGCAUUGCGGGCCGCGAUGCUGGGCACAGGCAAGAAACACUGUCAUUGCAGCACCACCAAAGUUCCCGACAUCACUGAUCUGGAGUUUGACACAUUCAUCAAGAGAUCUACAGCAGCGAAUGAGCAGCUCGUCAUUGUCUGCGUUGUCGCAUUACAUCACCUCAAGCCCGCGCCCUACGAGAAAAUGAUCCAGUAUUUGUAUGAGGAAAACAACCGAAACCGAAACCAGCCCUGUGUGGAGUGUCAAAGUGAUUCGUUUCGACUGCUAAAGUACAGCAUCGGCACGGCCCAUAAGUACACAGGACAAAGCCCAGUCUUACUGGUCAAACGGCACAACGUAACUCCUGGCAUGUUCCUGAUGUACAUAAGAGGCAAGUUGCUCUUUGCUGACCACAUAUUUAAUGGGUACAGUAACAGUCUUAAGGAUCUGAUGAAGCAAAUUACCAAAACAUAUGACGACUACACCAAUGGCCGCUACCUACUGUAUGACUUCAGGUUCAGUUCCACUGAGCCCAAGUUGCCAAGUACCACACAGGAUGACACUUCGCUGCAACAUCAGCCUGACAGGAGUGCAAGGCCUAAAUCAGAAACCUCGAUUAAGCCAGAAACCACGUGUAGCUUUCAGUCCGCUAACAGAGCUGCAACCAUCCAGGAUUUCAUCGCAUUUAGCUUGACCCAGAGAAAUAUCUGUUGCAACACAGACAGAAUUCCAUCUGAAAUAAUGGAAAGCAUGCUGGAAAGCUGUUCCCGAAGACCCAACUGAGAGCUUUCUGGGCAUUAGCAGAGAGCUGCUGCUUGUACAUUGUGGACAGAAUACGUCAGCUGGUGUACUUCCUACAGUUCCUCCCUGAUAACAAUCACUGUUAAACUGUUGUUAGUUCUGACCAAAUAUAGCAGGAUGAGAUGAUUGUGCUGCUCAAGAGUUCCAUGUCAUCCUUAAUCCUAGCCAUCAAAUGUUUUCAAGAUUAGUACAACCACAUUCGAAGCUCAGCAUUUGAGGGGGCAGAAGAUGGUAUCUUUCCCAGGAAGAAUGUCUCAGGUUGAUCACUAAAGACACUUUCACUGAAGGGCCACCACUCAAGAUACAUUUGCCCAGAGACCAUAAUUCAAAACACAUUCGAUGAGGGACCAGCACAAAGUGCACAUUCACUGAGGGACUGUUACUAAACAUACAUUCACCCCAGAUUGUUGAUAAAGACACAUUCAUCCAGUAUUCAUCACUAAAAAUACAUUUGGAUUUCUGCAGCUGUGAUUCAAUAUAUUUUGGCCAUUAGAACAAACCAUCAACUAAGAUAACAAUGCUCUUGGUACUCCAGUCUUUUUCUUAAAUGUGUAUGCUACAUUAACAAAAGCCAAAUCCUUUCCAUGCUCCUAAUGUAGUCUGUUUUAAUUUACGUUGCCUAAACCAGUUCUGGAACACAACUGUGCUUCCACUAUUUGGUUCAGGCUCCUCACCACAGCACUGAUCCCACCGAGUGCAAAGGCCCAGAUUUGUUUCUAAUUCACUCGUUGGACUUGAGAGUUGGUGGCUGGGCCAGCAUUUAUUGUCAGUCCCUAGUUGCCC